AUGUCUGGCCCCUCCAACUCUUCGUCCUCAAGCGUCACUAGCUCGUCGUUAUCCCCCUCCGCUUCGUCAACCUGCACGACGCCGGAGCCUAACUACGAAACUAAGCCUGCGCCUACGCCCGCCCUCACCAUCCCACAACACGAUGAUCCGAAGGACUACACUAUUCCUAGUCUGGCGUGGCAAUACACCGGUAUCGCAUCAGCUCUUGAACAUUUGAACUGCACCGCGUCUGCCGUCAUUGAAGAGUUCAAGUCUCUCGCGUCAGAGCUCGCUUCACGCGCUGCAGGUCCGCACAAUACUCCGCGUAUCCCGCCCCAGCCAGAGAAGGGAAAAGCGACUAUGGAGUAUAUCAGAGCGAUCGCGCGGUAUAAGAUGCGCGUCAACCCACGCGCAUCGUUUGCGGCUUGGAAGGACGAUGCAGAGACGAUGGAGCGCGUACUUGAGCGGUACCGGGAACUCGCGCGUACAGCGCUUGCGUCUGCAGAUGCCAACGUGGGGUGUGAUUAUCCGGAGGUAGAGGGGGAUACGUCGCUGGCAAGGGGUCGAAAGCGGCCGCUGGAGGAUGUGGAGAUUACACCUAGCAUCCAGAACGCCACAGCGCCGAGAAAGAAGCAGAAGAGGUCGCGCCCCGACAGGUCUGACGCUCAAGCUGUGCCGCGCCGUAGCAGUAGGAAGAGUGUGGCUCCUCGACGGUUCGGCGCAUCCGAUUGA
Messenger RNA from Peniophora sp. CBMAI 1063, 711 nucleotides. NCBI's taxonomy places the organism in Eukaryota, Fungi, Basidiomycota, Agaricomycetes, Russulales, Peniophoraceae. The record is from the annotation of a GenBank genome assembly.